GUAUAUAAUUGUGAUAUUGUUCUCAAACACAGUCUUCGCAACACAAUUGAUGCCAAAAAUGCAUUUAUUUGUGCACUUAAUGUCAAUUGUGGUGACAAUCGGGACAACCAUUCGCACCACCGAUGCCUACAAUCCGUACGAAGUAUUGAACAUCACUCGUAGCGCUUCCAUACCGGAGAUCAAGAAGUCUUACCGAUUGUUGGCUAAACUAACAUCCGGACAGAAACAAAGA
Molecule: messenger RNA, 232 nt
Organism: Medioppia subpectinata
Lineage: Eukaryota; Metazoa; Arthropoda; Arachnida; Sarcoptiformes; Oppiidae
Source: the annotation of a GenBank genome assembly